GUCUUGACUCGACGUUUUGAGUGUGGCUUCCAUUCUCUACUCUUGGCAAGACUCGGAGUCUUGCCACCGGAGAUUCUCCUUGGUUGAUUUCUGUCAAGUCGUAGCGCUUACAUCAAGAGCGUUGGCAGCUUUGUUUGCAGCUUUCAUCUGCGCAUUUCACCAUCCUGGGAAGUCUUCUUCGUGUCUGAGAGUGCUAGCAUUGAAGACCAGCUGGUAUUUUGGAUUGAUAGUGAGCUGGUUCCAAGCUUAGCCGAAACGCUGUUUAAAUGCAUCACAUCAUCAUCGAUCAACUCCAUCAUCAUUUUGAAACUCAUUGCCCCGUGCGUGCAACUUGCCCUUUGGUUCUCUUACAACGUCCAUCAGAUGGCAGGUACUUAUUCUUAUACUUACUAAGCUUUCAUUUAGGGUUCUGAAUGGCACUUGGUCUUUAAAGAUAGUGGUCGGGGCAAUCGAGUUUCGCUGUCAGGAACUGGCACACCUUGCUAUUGCACCACUGCCUGAUUCCAGAUUGUCCGUUGAGUGCAACAUUCCUAGAAGCAGAGAGGUGGUGGAAUGCUAAGCCCUCAGGGUGGGCAAGGACUCAAUAUCACUUAGGGUCUGAGGGGAGCAGAGACGCCCUGGGUCAUAAGCUAUACACCAAGGCCAUAAGAGAUACCCGGAGGGAUGGCCGCCGAGGCCAGCCGGCGGCUGCUUACGGAUGCGCUCGAGGUGCACCACCCAGGCAUCCCGAUGGAAUACCACCCUCACGAGAUGCACCCGCACCACCAUGACAUCAGCGCGUCGUCAGCGCUCCAACACCCGUCCCCUUCCAAGCUCCUCCCGCCCGGCUACCAGGAGCUCCUGAGCUUGGGGGACCAGUUGCUGGCGUCAGCACAGAAGGGCGUGCCCCCCCCCAGGAAAAAGGCGCGCGCGACGCCGUACAAUGCGAGGAAACCGGCGUACAAUAAGGUGAUUGAGGAUAAGGACGAGGCAGGGAAGAAGCGGAUGCGCAAGUCGCUGAUGGAGAUUAAGAAGUGUUCGCGGAAGGAGGAUCCGGAGACGGGGAAGAUCAAGGUGAACGAGAAUGGGGCGGCCAAGCGGAGGAUGCUGUCGCUCAAGGACAAGGUGCUGGAAGUUGCGGAGAUGGUGGUCGGCAAGAACGCUGCCGAUCUGGUCACGUCGGACGUCGAGAUGGCGCUCUCGUUCGUGCUGGAGCGCAAGAUCUACGGCGUGUCAGUGAAGAACGUCCUUGAGCAUUUGCCCGAGAAGCACCCGCAGAGCCUUGACGCGAUGGAGAAGCAGUUCCAAAAGAACGUGCGAAGGGAUUUCACGAACGAGAGGAUAUUCGAGGGUCCCGUCAGCAAGGCGGGUCUGACAAAGGAGGCGCUGAUGGAACUAAAGAAGCUGGACACGCAUGACGUCAUCGCUGCCACCGGGUCGGGUAUCAGAUCGUUGAAAAAGGGCCCCCCGAAAAAGCGGAAGAGGGUCAAGACAGAGGACGGGCAGGAGGGGGAGAUACCGGAUCUGGAGGGGCCGCUCGAAAUGGGGGGCGAUGCCGAGGUGCCGGGGGGUGAGAUGGAGCACGAGGAGGACCCCCACUUAGAGAACGAGGACGUUGACCAGGGGCAACAACUAGAAGCGGGGGGGCAGCCAGUCCACCCUGGGGACGACGCGCAUGCGUUACUGGGGGGGAUGGGUCCGGCGCUGAGUCACUACGAAGAGGAGUAGGAUGCGCCGCGGUUAGCUGCGUAGAACGCGGUGUCUAUGUACAUACGAGAACGUGAGUCGUCUGGGCAAAUCAGGAUUUAAGGAGCGAGGUAGUCGAGGAGCUCAACCUGCCAGACGGAGGGUGACGUCUGCCUGACGUUCACCACGGAAACACAUGGUCUGUUCUUGACGUACGUUGCAAACUACGGCGUCUCAGGCGGCUCUGCCCAACAGCAGAUUGUGAAGCGAAGGAGCGUAGCCAAGACUUUGGGUUCUGCUGCAACUAGCGUGUCACUCUGAGUGUUAAUGAGGAUGAGCUUCGCAGAGCCAGUCCCUGCCAAGGCACGGGCUCAGACAUUUCUGAGUCUACACUUUCUCCAUUGUUGUCGAACUUCGGAAUCGGC
Klebsormidium nitens is the source of this 2090-nucleotide messenger RNA. Lineage: Eukaryota; Viridiplantae; Streptophyta; Klebsormidiophyceae; Klebsormidiales; Klebsormidiaceae. The record is from the annotation of a GenBank genome assembly.